Molecule: messenger RNA, 3262 nt
Organism: Emiliania huxleyi CCMP1516
Lineage: Eukaryota; Haptophyta; Isochrysidales; Noelaerhabdaceae
Gene: AP2A-1
Product: alpha-adaptin
Exons: 4
Coding region: 1-2949 (982 amino acids)
Biological process (GO): intracellular protein transport; clathrin-dependent endocytosis
Cellular component (GO): membrane coat; AP-2 adaptor complex
Molecular function (GO): clathrin-cargo adaptor activity
Source: RefSeq, a predicted model, not a curated record
AUGCGCGGGCUGACCGUCUUCAUCUCGGACCUCCGCAACUGCUCCUCCAAGGAGCAGGAGGAGAAGCGGGUCGAGAAGGAGAUGGCGCACAUCCGCUCCAAGUUCACGUCCGACUCCAACAUGAACGGGUACAACCGCAAAAAGUACGUGUGGAAGAUUCUGUACAUGUACAUGCUCGGGUAUGAGGUCGACUUCGGCCACAUGGAGGCCGUCAACCUCCUCUCCUCCCAAAAAUACUCUGAGAAGAGUGUCGGGUACGCGUGGUGCGCGCUGAUGCUGCGCGAGGGGGACGAGCUGCUGCGGCUAAUCAUCAACUCGAUCCGGGUGGACCUGAUCUCGCGGAACGACAACGCGGUCUGCCUCGCGCUCAACUCCAUCUGCAACGUCGGAGGCAAGGAGUUCGCCGAGACCCUCUCCAACGACGUGCUCAAGCUGCUGACGCACAACAUCACUAAGACGUACGUCCGGAAGAAGGCGGCGCUGACGGCGCUGCGGCUCUUCCGAAAGUCGAACGACACGCUGCCGGCGGAGCAGUGGGCGGACCGGAUUCUCGCCCUCCUCGACGAGAAGAACAUCGGCGUCCUCACCUCGGUCACCUCCCUCGUCCUUGGCGUCCUGGCGGUCGACUCGGCCGGCUGGGAGGCGGCGGCACCAAAGGCGGCGCGCACGCUGACGCGGCUCGUGCUCAACAAGGACUACUCGAACGACUACCUGUACUACGGCAUCCCCACCCCGUGGCUCCAGAUCAAGCUCCUCAAGGUGCUGCAGCACUUCCCGCCCCCCGAGGAGCACGCUCUCAAGCUGCGCGUCUCGGAGGUGCUGCAGCGCAUCGUCUCCGGCACCGAGGUGACCAAGAACGUCAACAAGAACAACGCGACGCACGCGGUGCUCUUCGAGGCGAUCAACCUCUCCAUCCACCUCGGGCAGUCGUCCGAGACGCUGCCGCAGUGCAUCAACUUGCUCGGUCGCUUCAUCUCGAUCCGCGAGGCAAACAUCCGCUACCUCGGGCUCGACACGAUGGCGCGCCUCAGCCAGGAGCAGCCGCACACGCUCGACGACCUGAAGAAGCACCAGUCGACGAUCCUCUUCUCGCUCAAGGACCCGGACAUCUCGAUCCGCCGCCGCGCGCUCGACCUCGUGUACGCGAUGUGCGACACCGCCACCGUCAAGGAGACGGUGAGCGAGCUGCUCAACUACCUUGACAACGCGGACGACCACAUCAAGGAGGAGCUCGUCCUCAAGAUUGCCAUCCUGUCGGAGCGGUUCGCGUCGGACAACUCGUGGUACGUGGACGUGGUGCUGCAGCUCGUCCGCUCGGCGGGCGACCAGGUGGCGGACGAGGUCUGGUACCGCAUCGUCCAAAUCGUCACCAACCAAGGCGAGGACCUGCAGCGCUACGCCGCGCAGGGCGUCUGGACCAUCCUGAACGCCGAGGUGCUGCCGCACAAGAACCUGGUCAAGGUGGCCGGCUACGUGCUCGGCGAGUUCGGGCACACCAUCGCGGAGUCGCCCGGCUCCUCGCCCUCGGAGCAGAUCACGCUGCUGCACAAGCACUUCCGCAACGCCGACCCGGACGUGCGCGCGCUGCUGCUCAACACGUACGUCAAGAUCGCGCACACCUACGCCGAGGUGGCGCAGAUGGUGUCCGAGGUGAUGCAGCAGCACUCAGCCGCGAUGGACCAGGAGGUGCAGCAGCGCGCCGCCGAGUACAUCUCGCUCUCCGCCCCGUCGCUCGCCUCGAUCAAGGGCACCGUGCUCGAGAUGAUGCCGCACUUCACCGAGCGCGAGUCCAUCGUCUCCAAGGCGCUCGCCUCAAAGUCGAAGGGCGACGACCCGGAGGCGCCGACGAGGCGCGUCGAGCCGCGCGCAGAGGCUGCGCACGCCGAGGCGGCGCCGCCGCCGCCGCCACCCAGCCGCCAGGAGACCCCCGACCUGCUCGGCGGGCUUGCGGACGAGCCGGCGGCGCCCGCGCCGCCGCCGGGAGGAGGGGGCGGCGCCGGCUCGGCCGCCGACCUGCUCGGGGGGCUCGACCUCGGCGGCGGGGGCGGGGCGGCGCCGCCGCCGGCCGCGCCGUCGAGCGGGGCCGACGACUUGCUCGGCCUGAUGGGCGGUGGCGGCGGCGGGGCGGCGCCGUCGGGCGGAGGCGGCGGCGACUUGCUCGACGCGCUCGGCGGCGGCGCGCCCGCCGCGCCCGCCGGGGGGGCGGCGGCGGGCGGCGGCCCGUCGCCGCAGUGGCUGGCGCUGUGCAUGCGCAACGACGGCGUGCUGUUCGAGGACGCGACGCUGCAGAUCGGCGUCAAGAUGGAGUUCAACGGCCACCAGGGCCGGAUGGCGCUCUUCUUCGGGAACAAGGGGCAGUUCCCGCUGCAGCAGCUGGCGACGGUCCUCUCGCCCUGCCCCCAGCUUGCGAUCCAGGUCUCGCCGCUGCCGUCGACGCUGCAGCCGCGGCAGCAGCUCUCGCAAAACUUCCUGAUCGAGUGCAACGCGCCGUUUGGCGACGGGCCGCAGGUCAAGGUGAGCUUCAUGGGCGGCUCGGGGCCGGCGCAGAUUGUCGCCAGGCUGCCUCUCAACCCGAGCAAGUUCUUUGCGCCGCUCGUGACCGACGGAGGCGACUUUUUCCGCCGCUGGAAGCUGUUCGAGGGCAAGGAGCUGCAGAAGAUCUUCAAGCUCAAGACGGCGCCCCUCGCGGAGCCCGAGGUGGAGCGCGUCUGCGCGGGCGGGAUGAAGAUGGCGGUGCUGCGCGGCGUCGACCCGAACACGGCAAACUACGUGGUCGCCGGGUGGAUGGCCGUCAAGGGCGGCGCGCCGCAGAGCGACACGGCGUCGGUGCUCAUGCGGCUCGAGGUCAACGCAGCAGCAGGCAUGUGUCGUGCGUCGGUGCGCGCCAGCGACGCCGGCCUCGCCACGGCGGUGGCCCAGAUCGUGCAGAGCCACCUCGCGGCGCCGUGAUGCAGUCACGCGCUCGCGGGCCAAAACCUCGCCCUACUGUGACUGGCCGCGAGGCCGGAAUGUCGGCGGCGCGCGCCGCGCGCCCGACACGAGGACACAUGGUCGCGCUCGUUUUGUACGGUGUGUCGCUAGGGGGCAGUCGUUGCCCCGGGGGGAUUGAGGCAGGGGAUGGGACGGGCGGCGGCGGUAUAAGAGAGAGCGCGCGGAGGUUGAGGGAGAGUUUAAGAGAGGUAGAGAGACGGGGUUGAGGGGAGAGAGAGAGUGCAGGGCGUGGAGAGCAUCGCUCGUCUCAUAAAAUCGCAUUCUAGAGCUA